AUGGAGAGUAUAGCUAGCUCCCCAUGGAGUAAACAACGCUGGUAUGAGAUCGGACCCACGGACUUGAUGGAGCGAAAGGGCUCUCUGACCCUCCGCUCCCAAGACAAGAAAUACUCCAAGCCUGUGCUGGUGUAUUCCUGGCACCAAGAUAGACAAGGUUUCCCCAAAGAUUAUGAUACAGAGAGUAUGGACCAAGUAGUAAACCUGUGUAACUCAACGUAUCAUCGACUCGGAACUGAGGAACCGCCAAUUUGGAUAUCAGAAACACAAGAACAGAUGUCACAGGUUUUCUUAAACCACGAAUUGGCUGGGAAAAGGAACAAGGCCUUAUUAAAUGAGGAAACAAUGAGCUCUGGGAUUAUUGAAAGGGACCUUGGUUUACCUGAUACAGGCUUUGGAGCUCUCUUUAGCAGACAUCCACCCAAUAGGAACAAAAUGUCAUCACUGACAACAUACUCUGAAGAUUAUGUACCAGUAUAUGAGUAUGUACCACAUGAUUAUUCCAGUCAGGAUGAUUACUCUAUAGUCCACAGAAAAUGCCGGUCUCAGUUCACAGAUCUAGAUGGUUCCAAAAGAUUUGGUAUCAACACGUGGCAUGAUGAAAGUGGGAUUUAUGCUAAUGCAGAUGCAAAACUAAAACUGUAUUCUUUGACUCAGAAUCCUAUUACACCAUUCUAAAAAAUUAUAAAGAUU
Molecule: messenger RNA, 693 nt
Organism: Perognathus longimembris pacificus (Pacific pocket mouse)
Lineage: Eukaryota; Metazoa; Chordata; Mammalia; Rodentia; Heteromyidae
Gene: Cfap95
Product: cilia and flagella associated protein 95
Exons: 6
Coding region: 1-678 (225 amino acids)
Cellular component (GO): plasma membrane
Source: RefSeq, a predicted model, not a curated record